This is a messenger RNA of Aspergillus alliaceus, 1819 nucleotides long. RefSeq names its product major facilitator superfamily domain-containing protein. The transcript has a single exon. NCBI's taxonomy places the organism in Eukaryota, Fungi, Ascomycota, Eurotiomycetes, Eurotiales, Aspergillaceae. Gene Ontology annotation, molecular function: transmembrane transporter activity. Gene Ontology annotation, biological process: transmembrane transport. The record is from RefSeq and is a predicted model, not a curated record. The coding region runs from base 21 to 1433 and encodes 470 amino acids.
CCGUUGAUCGCACCCGCACAAUGUCUGAAACCAAGCCCACAGAGCCAGACGUAAUUUCUUCCUCCCUAGAUGACGAACGUACGCCGCGGGCACCAGCCCCCAAAAAUGUCUGGUCCAAAAUAUACCAUGACCCCUGGUUCCAAGUCUCCCUGAUCUCAUUCAUUUCGUUCUGCAACCCGGGUAUGUACAAUGCUCUCACUGGAAUGGGAGGUUCCGGCCAGGUAGACGGCACCGUCGCUGCAAAUUCCAACGUAGCGACUCACGCAUGCACCGCCGGCGCAGCCCUGGUCCUAGUGGGCGCCUUCUACAAAUACCUUGGACCCCGAUUAUCCCUCCUCGCAGGCGGGUGGACCUACGCCCUUUACGCAGGAUCCCUCCUGCACUUCAACCGAACAGCGAACGGCGCAUUCGUAAUUGCAGCCGGCGCAGUUCUAGGUCUUGGCGCCGCUUUCUUCUGGGUCGCUCAAGGCACAAUCAUGGUGACCUAUACUAAUGACGACACGCGCGGGAGAGCCAUCGCGCUCUUCUGGGUAGUGUUCAACCUCGGGGGAGCCAUCGGCUCCCUGGCCAGUUUCGGGCUAAACUACCACUCCAAGUCCGGCACCGUGACCGACUCUACCUAUAUCGCGUACAUCGUCGUGAUGCUGUUCGGCUGGGUUCUCUCAACACUCGUGUGCUCCACCGAGUCGCUGUCUCGGAAGUACCGGGGUAGCAGGAUCUCGCAGGACGCGAAGGUCCUCAGCUGGUCGAAUCUCCAGCGCUCGAUUAAGGAGACGGUUAGAAUCGUCUUCGAUUGGAGGGUCAUGUGCCUGUAUCCCAUGUUUUACAAUGCCAAUGUGUUCUAUUCCUACCAGCAAAAUAGCGUGAACGGCAUGACCUUUGAUCUCCGGACGCGCUCGCUCAACGGUGCGCUGUACUGGAUCGCGCAGAUGAUGGGCGGGCUGUUGAUGGGCUCCAUAUUGGAUCUGAACUGGCUCAAUCGUCGCACCCGGGCGCGGAUCGGCUGGGGUGUGUUGUUCGUCACCGGGAUGGCUAUUUGGGGUGGUGGGUACCAGUUCCAGGUGUGGAAUGAUCGGCGUCUGGAGCAUGGUGUGAAACAGGAUAUUGAUUAUAAGGCUGGUAGUCGGUAUCUUGGCCCAAUGUUCUUAUAUUUCUUUUACGGUGCCUUUGAUUCGUUUUGGCAGUCGUAUUGCUACUGGAUUAUCGGCGCUCAGUCUCAGAAUCCGGUGGUCAAUGCUGUGAUCAUCGGCACUUACUCUGCUCUCAAGCCGGCUGGAGGGGCCAUGGCUUGGCGCAUCAAUGCGAACAAAGUCAGCGCCAUGACUCAGUUUGCUAUGAACUGGGGACUCUGUAUUGGUAGCCUUGUAGUGGCUAUUCCUACCGUGUUUACUCUCAGCAAGGGGAGAGAUGCUACGGGUGCAGGUCACUGUUGAGUCGGCGGCGGCUGAUUGCCAGUGGCUAUUAGGUCACAAGGCUCUUUUAAUUAACUUAAUCAGAUUUGUCUGUGGCCUCGGAUUAUUGUAUAUAGUCGCCUAGACACGGGGUCCUAAUUUGGCUUGCUUGAUGAUGUGCAAUUAAGAUUCUACGAUGAAAAUCAAGUCUCCACCAAGGGAUUUUGUAAAACACCUUGGGAGAUCUCUGGAUAGGUAAUAUAUGACCCUGCGCGGGCGAAACGCUUUGAUAUUCAUUGCGAUACCAAGGCUUUUAAGGCUUGAUGAGGUCAAUGAAGUGUAAGCGGACGAGAAAUACUAGUUCGCCAUCAAACUCCAUCAGACCAUCGUGUUCCCAGAAUUCCGUACAAAUAUUUCUGAUCGACGAC